Messenger RNA from Anthostomella pinea, 327 nucleotides. The record is from the annotation of a GenBank genome assembly. Lineage: Eukaryota; Fungi; Ascomycota; Sordariomycetes; Xylariales; Xylariaceae.
AUGAAGUCCACAUUGGUCCCAAUCGCCGUGGCGCUCGCGUCCAUCACCGGCACCCUGGCUGAGAGCAUCCAGUACUUUGACCAACUAUUUGCCCUCGAGCGUGGCGAUUUAAGCGAACGGGGAUGGAAUGAAUGGCUGAAACACGAUCUGUCGACUUUUACCGACCCUAGCCCACCCUCGGACUACGAUGAGCAUAUUAUCCUCCUGGAACCUUCGUCUUCCGCUAACGCCCCGGACCUAAUCAAGUUGGCAUCCGCCACGGAAAUCGAAGCCAAAGAUCUUGUCAAGAUCAAGAAAGGCGAUCUACUCAAGCUAGAGGGCAAAUGA